This is a messenger RNA of Brenthis ino (lesser marbled fritillary), 231 nucleotides long. NCBI's taxonomy places the organism in Eukaryota, Metazoa, Arthropoda, Insecta, Lepidoptera, Nymphalidae. The record is from the annotation of a GenBank genome assembly.
AUGCCUUAUUACUCUCACUUAAACGACGGGUCAUGUGUUCGAGCUGGCAUCCCGAGCUCUACAACUGUUCACACGGAGUUCAUUCGACGUCACAGCGAUUUGAGAGAGAAUGCGCCGGCGACGGUGUGCGGUGCGAGAGAGAGAGUACCGGCUGAUAGUGCACAGGUGUGCGCAAUAUCAGCUGUUCGAACGCUCGUGCCUGUACAGUGCGCCCAGAGCAAGGCGGUCCGC